GAUGUUCUCAACAGCUGACAGACGAUGAAAGCCUCUGCCAGAGCUGUCGUUGGAAGAGAGUAACCUCUCGUCGCUAGCAUAGACGGACUGAAAAUACUGGUCGAGCUUUUCUGGACUUUUGAGCGCUUCACGACCCGGGUUACCGUCAACCAGCUUGUUUUUUUAAAAUAUAGAUUAAAAAAAUAUUUCUUUUGCAUUCUGACUUCUCCUCAUUGGGAGCUGGGGACAUUUGCUUGUCAGCUAACUUCCACAAUAGGUCGCUGCGCCGCUGGACUGCUGCAUAUGUUGUAUUGGAGCUUAACAGUUUGACUCCAGCCCUUCCAGCCGAGCCCAAUGCUGAGGAAUGGAUAGUGUGUCUUCUAACGGGGGGAAGAUGGUCGAGAGUGAUGAGCAGCCGGAGAGGGAUAGUGGCGGCGGUGGCGCAGCGAUGGCCGCACUACAUCAAUGCGAACUCAUCCAGAAUAUGAUUGAAAUCUCCAUCUCCAGUUUACAGGGGCUACGGACCAAAUGCGCCGCGUCCAACGACCUCACACAGCAAGAAAUCCGCACUUUGGAGGUGAAACUGAUGAAAUACAUCUGUAAACAGCUGCAGUGCAAGCAGAAAGUGCCAGAGACAGAGAGGCCCGAAGCCCUAGACCGCUAUCCACACUUGCGAGGCUGGCUACGGACCAUAAAUCUACGACCAGAGCUUAUUGAGGCAGUAGCAGCAAAGUUAUCCCUGGAUGCCUUACUGCAGAUGACAGGUGCUCAGGUGAGGGAUACAAUGCGAAGACUAGGCUCCAGUUCAGAAGAAUGUGCCAGGCUCAGUGCUGCCCUCUCCUGUCUGAAGAGUGCAACUGAAUCAGGAGGGGAAAUGAGGGAAGAUGCCAGUUUGUGGUUUUCUGAGCCCACACGGAGGGACAGUGGCUCUCUACUGACUGCAGACCAGCUAUCAAACCUGGGGACUCCAAUCCGCGCUCACAGCCCCUCACCUCUUGCACGCCCAUCCACCAUCCACUCCACCCCUUCCACCCCCUGCGCCACAUUCCCCCAUCCCCGUUCAGGCUCCAUGUCAGCAGCACCCACGCCUGACGCACUGGCAUCACAUAUCCACAGCGACAGCCCUCUUACAGAUCCAUUCCCCAUGUCUUUCGCUCGCACGGCCAGGCUCCACGGACACAUCUCCACCCCUCCCAUCACCCCGCCCUCAAAGAGGCGUCACAGACUCAAGCCCCCCUGCACCCCUCCGCCUCCGUCCCGCAAAGUGCUGCAUCUGCUCCCCAACAUCACCCUGACGCGCAGCAAAAGUCACGAGUCCCAGCUGGGCAACCGCAUCGAGGACCCACCCACCAACAAGUGUGUUAAAAAGAACAAGUUGCUCCUGAAUAUGCAAGUCAACGGGAAUGGAUGUGAAGACACGCCUUCUCGUUACCCUGUUGUUUCGGCACGCACCCCUGGGGUAACCCCAGCAACCACCCCAGCAUCUUACACACUGCCUGGCACGCCCACCCUCCUGGAGGAACAUAGCACCUUUAAGAAUCACGGAGCAGGACAUCGCGGCUCUCCACAAGCAGUGAGGAGGGACAUUGGCCUUGCAGUCACACACAGGUUUUCAACCAAGUCCUGGUUGUCACAAACAUGCCAGGUGUGCCAGAAGAACAUGAUGUUUGGGGUUAAGUGCAAACACUGUCGGUUAAAGUGCCACAAUAAAUGCACCAAGGAAGCCCCAUCCUGCAGAAUCUCCUUUCUACCAAUUGCCAAAAUUCGGAGGACUGAGUCUGUCCCCUCGGAUAUAAACAACCCUGUAGACAGGCCGCAAGAAGCACCACAGUUUGGCACACUACCGAAGGCCAUUACAAAAAAGGAUCAUCCUCCAGUGAUGAACCAGCUGGACUCCAGCAGCAAUCCGUCCUCCACCACCUCGUCCACACCUUCCUCCCCAGCACCCUUUCAGCAGAACUACCCCCCCAGCGCUACUCCCCCACCCAAUCCCUCGCCCAAAGGCCAUCGGGACAGCCGCUUCAACUUUCCAGCUGCCUGUUACUUUCAGCAUAGACAACAAUUUAUCUUCCCUGAUGUCUCCAGUCCUGCUAACUUGCACCCUGAUGUCCUGCAAGACACUGUCAAUGAGACGGAGAACUUGGCAGAUGACAUACAUUCUGAGCUGGUAGAAGAUGAGGACGAGGAGGAAGGAGAGGAGGAAAUUGAGGUUGAAGAUGAAGACCCUGAAGCGGAGGAUGACAAUGAAGAAGAGGACGAGGAGAAUGAGGAUGAAGAAGAAGAUGAGGAUGACGAAGGAGACAUAAGAAUGAACGUUGGCUCAGACGGUGAGAUGGAUGGUGAUGAGCUUGACGAUCUGCCCAGCUCUCGAGGAAACCAGUGGAAGGGCCCCAUCUCCCGCAAGGCCAGUCAGACCAGUGUUUACCUGCAGGAGUGGGACAUCCCCUUUGAGCAGCUGGACCUGGGAGAACUCAUCGGGAAGGGCCGCUGGGGCAAAGUGCAUAAGGGGCGGUGGCACGGCGAGGUAGCCAUCCGCCUUCUUGAGAUCGAUGGGAACAAUCAGGACCAUCUGAAGCUCUUCAAAAAGGAGGUGAUGAACUACAGACAGACCAGGCAUGAGAAUGUGGUCCUCUUCAUGGGGGCCUGCAUGGCUCCACCCCACCUAGCCAUCAUCACCAGCUUCUGUAAAGGGAGGACUCUGUAUUCAGUUGUUAGAGACACUAAGAACACUUUGGAUAUCAACAAGACGAGACAAAUUGCUCAGGAGAUUGUGAAGGGAAUGGGCUAUCUGCAUGCUAAAGGCAUCGUUCACAAAGACUUGAAGUCCAAGAAUGUUUUUCAUGACACCAAUAAAGUGGUGAUCACAGACUUUGGGCUAUUUGGGAUCUCUGGAGUUGUUCAGGAAGGGAGGCGUGAGAACAAACUAAAGCUUCCUCAUGGCUGGAUUUGUUAUCUCGCACCAGAGAUUGUGCGCAGGAUGAGUCCAGGUAACAACGAGGACCGUCUUCCUUUUUCUACUGCAGCAGAUGUGUACGCAUUCGGCACCAUUUGGUAUGAACUUCAAGCUAGAGACUGGCCAAUCACCAACCAGCAUGUGGAAGCCACCAUCUGGCAGGUGGGGAGCGGAGAGGGCAUAAAGAAGGUCUUGGCAGAGAUCAGCCUCGGCAAGGAGGUCACUGAGAUCUUGUCUGCCUGCUGGGCAUACGACCUGAGAGAAAGGCCAACCUUCACCCAGCUGGCCGACAUGCUGGAGAAGCUGCCCAAACUCAACCGCAGGCUGUCUCACCCCGGACACUUCUGGAAGUCUGCAGAGUUGUAGCCGUCACUCUGAAUCAUAAGCAAUGCAAAACAAAGCCUGGGUCUGCCUUGCAUGCUCCUGUAUCCUUAACUCUUACAGGAUUGAUCAAAGCAUUGCCUCUGCCUGCAACAGACACUGCUUCAACUAAUCACCAGUCUGAUCUUCCAUGUCUAACCGAUGCGUUUUCUUUGUUGAGAUGAGAGGAAUUUGAGGAGGAGUGAGGCUUGCCCACCUUUAAUAUCUCUUUGCCUUCCUUUUGAUUUUUGUUACGUAUCGUUUCGCGGUACUCGGAGGUGCGUUUUUAAAAAAAAAACAACAAAAAAAACAGGCUUUGUGGUGUCUGUGCUGGGACUGACUGGUGUGCUGUGGUGUGUGCCUGCUGACGGCUCCCCUCACCUUCUCUGUGCUGCUGUGAUGAAGCUGCCCUGGACCACAAGGCCCCUUUUCUACCUGAAACACGAACGCAUAGUAAAACAAACACACACACACACACACACACACAGAUGGACCUAAAAUGUACCCCACGACCAAAUGGAUCACUUCAUUUAUCUGUGUUUUUCCCCCGAGGGGUUGACACAUGUUUGACAGGCUGCUUGAGUGAUGUUCCCAAACCCAACUGCCUCUCCGCUCCUCCCUCUGUUUUUUAAUGUUUGUGUGACAGCAUGUGCCUACCAGCCCAUGUCUAGACACAAUAUGCACUUUGUCAUCACUUCAAAAAAAAUAACCAUGAAAUCUGUUGUUGUUGUUGUUGUUUAGUUUGGUUUUAAAUAGUCAUAUUUGCAGUGUUUUCUUUUCUCUUCGGGAGGGUCUCAGAGGUUUGGACAGUGUGAUAUGCUCACUUUGUAUGUUGUCUUCUUGGAGUAUAAACUGCUGAAUUCACUGUAUGUUGGAUGCAUUCCGAAAAAGGGCACUGAUGAAGAUUUUUGUAUCCCGCCUGAGUGGAUGAAAUGAAAAGAAAAAAAGGCGAAAUAUUCCCUUCAUCCUCCACAAUCCACUUGGGAAUAGAAUAAUGCUGUUUAUUUACGAUUCAAGUUUUUUAAAAUAAUAAUGUCCACCCAUUGAGUGUAAAGUGCACCUUAUAGAGAUAUAAGUUAUUUAGAAAGAUCUGUCUGUGAUGAAGAGGAGUGUGUUCAUUCUCAGCGCAAAAAUCAGGAACCUGGCGCAAAGUGUCCUAUAUCUUCCUAAGACAAUACCUCUUGUGCGUGCUUGUGUAAACUGUUUGUGGUCGAUGGCUUCAGUUGGUGUACUUGUGUCUAUGUGUUACGCGUGUGGGUGCGCUUGUGACUGCGCGAGCGUGCUGUGUUGGAAUAAGUAGGGUUGGUUUUUUGUGAAAGACUGCAGUAAACGUCGUGUUGCAAAUCCAAGGCUAUGUAAUGUACAUACAUUAUUUAAUGUAUAGCAAAUGAACCUGAUUCUUCUAAUAUUUGUACAAACAUUUUAUAUGUAAAAUACAUCACAACAUUUUUGAAUAGGUACUGCUGUGUCUAUUACAGAUGUGUAUAUAUAUUUAUAUAUUUUUCAUGUAUAAAAUACUGUAUAAAAGCUGUACAUUUUUUUAGAAUGGGCCAAUACAUGUUUUUUUAUGUUAUUGUAAAAUUCAUAUUUUUGUAUUGCAUGUGACUACCAUUCUGUACACGCAGUUUCUGUUUUCAUCCAUGAAGGACAAUAAAAUGAGGCUUGUCAUGUU
This is a messenger RNA of Labrus mixtus (cuckoo wrasse), 4964 nucleotides long. It is a transcript of the gene ksr1a, whose product is annotated as kinase suppressor of ras 1a. The transcript has 21 exons. NCBI's taxonomy places the organism in Eukaryota, Metazoa, Chordata, Actinopteri, Labriformes, Labridae. Gene Ontology annotation, biological process: protein phosphorylation. The record is from RefSeq and is a predicted model, not a curated record. The coding region runs from base 344 to 3298 and encodes 984 amino acids. Gene Ontology annotation, molecular function: ATP binding; protein kinase activity.